Pocillopora meandrina is the source of this 3192-nucleotide messenger RNA. NCBI's taxonomy places the organism in Eukaryota, Metazoa, Cnidaria, Anthozoa, Scleractinia, Pocilloporidae. The record is from the annotation of a GenBank genome assembly.
AUGUUAACUCUGAAGGCGAGACUGUUAUCAAUCCUCGUAUUAAUGACAAAACUUGCCAGUGUUGAAGAACGUUUCAACAAAGGCGUUUGUGAAUGGAGUUGUUCAGUCUCUACUGGCGAAGCACUGAGCGAUGCCUUACUGAAAGAAAAACUGUUGAAGUUGGCUAUCACGUAUAAAGAGCGGGUAGAUCUUGCAAGAUGUGCCAACGAAACCAAAUCGGAUACAAUCACCAUUUCAACUGCAAUGGUUUGGUUGAAGUCGUUCACUGACAACCAGACGUCUGCAAUUGCGAUUAUUACACGGUCGAUACUGGAAGUUAUUUUUUCAGGGCAGUUCUUUACAGGUAGCCCCAUAGAAAUGACGCUGUCUUGUAAUUUCGAGCUAACCUCAAAAAAGAACUCAACAAACGACAACCAUCAACCAUUAACGCCGCUCCACAGUCCGCUAUCUAUACUGUAUUAUGUCGAAAACCUUGCAAACUACUCUAAAACCAAUUCUACCCUGGUUCUAAUAAAAGUUGAUAAACGAUUUUGCAUAUAUCUGGUUACUGCUGGUGCAGCAGGAAAUCAAAGUUCUCACACCUUUACCAAGGAUAGCGAGCUAUUCACUUUUGAGGACAGUUGGCUUCCAAUUUUAGUAAUCAUUUGGAUUAGUUAUGGUUUAUAUUACCCUUUGAUAUUUCGGUUAUUUCGACCGUCAAAGCUCGAAGUCAAACUGCCAAAGAUACAUAUCCCUUUGCCGGAAUAUCCAGUACAAGGAAAAUACCGUGGAGAUGACAUGAAACCGUAUAAGUUUGCAAGUCAAGACGACGAUAUCUCUUCGCUGAAUUAUCCGAUACAAUACAGUUUCCCUGAAGAUGACAUGAAACCGUAUAAGUUUGCAAGUCAAGACGACGAUAUCUCUUCGCUGAAUUAUCCGAUACAAUACAGUUUCCCUGAAGAUGACAUGAAACCGUAUAAGUUUGCAAGUCAAGACGAGGAUAUCUUUCCGCUGCAAUAUCCAGUACAAGAAGAAUUAUGGGCAUAUAACAUGAGACCAUAUCAGUUUGCAAGUCAAGGCAUGUAUGAACCUUUGCUGGAAUAUCCAGUACAAGAAGCAUGCAGUGGAGAUGACACGAAAUCAUGUCAGUCUGCAAGUCAACCUUGCCCUACAGAACACGUGGAAGAAACAGAUAUGUCUCAUCAGCCCAACGCCAAGAGUGAAAACUUGACAGACUCCAUACGAAAAGCUGUCGCUCCAUGUGGCGGGGGGAAAAAUAGUGCUUCGAGUUUUGUCACGUCUUGCAAAAUUCUAAUCGAUCAGGAUACUGACGAGGAAAAUUGUGGCCAUGAUGGAAGUGGUCAAGCUACGAUUGAACGAAGCAGGCAACCAGACCAGUCAUCUGUGGAUGGAACUCCCGAGACCGAUAACACAAGUGCCACUCAAGGUUGAGUAUCAUUUUUAUUCUACCAUUUUGUUUCAUUGGGUUAGGGGAUUUCUCACUAACUAUUUAAUUACCAAGAAUUAAAUUUCACCUGUAACUCAUCUCUUGAUCUUGAUAAUACAGAUGAUUAUGGUUUGCACAAUGGUGCCACCCCAGAUGAAAGUGACCAAGAUACAAGCGAAGUUGAAAGAAGGGAACAGUAUCCUCCACGUAAGCAACCAGACCAGUCAUCUCCUGUGGAUAAAAUUUCUGAGACUGAUCACACACAUGUCAUUAUUGUUGGAGAAACUAACCCUGUAGGAGUUGGGAGCUUCAUAGGUAACAGUCUCUUCUCAUUGUCAAACAAAAGCAAAAAAGUAAUGGCUUUAAAGGUGAUUUUCAGUUUUAUUCUACCAUUUUGUUUCACUGCGUUGGGGUAUUUCUUACUAAUUAUGAUACCAAGGUUCUCAAAACAAAUAUCAGCUGGUAUGCCAUCUCCCUUUUUUUUUGACUCAGUGUUUCACAGUACUAUUAAACAUCCUGCACUGUCAAUUUUGGUUGUAUUGUCAGCGUUGUGUUAUGUGAUUCAGUUAGUCUCUGUUUGUUACCUUUUCAGUAAAAAUUCUGAGAAAACAGGGGUGUCAUGUUCUCUCCACUCAAAAAGUUUCAUUUGUGUUGUGUAUGAAAAACUGAAAUUGCUUUUGCCAGCGUUCCUUAAUUAUAAAUCUCUUUGUAAUCCAAGUACACCCUGUAGGAGUAGGCAUUGGAACUGUUUCAUAUAUGUCGCAUGUUGUCAGCUUUGGAAAGGUCUGUCUAUUUUUUUGUCUCCAGUUUAUGAAAUUUAUGAGGAGAAUGCUAAGGGAUGUUUUGAAUACUGUGAGAUUCCACAGAAUGCCUCUCUCACUAUAGAAAAACAAGUGGAUAUUGCUAUAGGCUACUGGAGUGCCUUUGUUGAGCGCUGUACCAGCCUCAACGUGAAGAAUGUAUGGGAUAUGUAUAAAGUGAUAUUACACUUUAUUAAAAUUCUAUUUAGCUCAUUGGCAAUUAUACCUUUUGUUUUACAAAUUAUUUUUUCUUCUCCCCUGGUUUGCCUGUGGCACCAAAAUCAAUGGAUUCUUAGAGAGCUAUUCAAAAACAAGUCGCACUGUUCUUACUAUAUUUGUUCUCUUUUUUAUUUUGUUAUUUCUGUGUUUUCACUAGUUUGGCUGAUAUUCAGCUGGGGUAUCUGUAACACUGUUCCGUCAGGGGUGCUUAUUGUAGGUAUUCUCAAAACAUCUGCAAGUAACCCAAGUGCAUUGCUCUCAGAGGUUAUCAUUGUAAUAGUCAGUGUCUGUUUCCUCUGGAGUUAUUAUUGUGAAUUUACCAAGUUUUACUUUGAUCUGGUGUAUAAACUGGGUUCUUCCUACCAGAAGAAAUAUGAAGAACUAACGAAAAAGCAGAAAGAAGAUGUAGUCUUGCUUAAUUAUAUACAGGGAGAGGAGGGACAUUCUAUCAAAGUAAUUCCAGAAAAAUUGUUUAAGAAUGCUUGUAAGGAUCGUAACCUACAUAUCAGGAAGCAGGUAGUACGUCUCUUGAUUAGGUUGUUGAUCGCAUUUCUCGUGCUAUCAUUUGUGUGGCCAAUCAUAAGCAGAGAGGCAAUCAUGGCCACAAUCUCUCCUUUGCCAGAGCUCUCCACUAUCAUAACGUUUUUUGUUGUGGCAUGUCCCAGAAUCGAUUACCUUAUCUUUGGGGAAAAAUUUGAAGUCUCCACAGAGGAUGCUGAUAAGUUUGUCGAUGAUUACAUUACGGAA